Spodoptera frugiperda (fall armyworm) is the source of this 2841-nucleotide messenger RNA. RefSeq names its product exocyst complex component 3 (gene Sec6). Gene Ontology annotation, molecular function: SNARE binding. Bases 154 to 2400 code for a protein of 748 amino acids. Gene Ontology annotation, cellular component: exocyst. The record is from RefSeq and is a predicted model, not a curated record. Gene Ontology annotation, biological process: exocytosis; exocyst localization. NCBI's taxonomy places the organism in Eukaryota, Metazoa, Arthropoda, Insecta, Lepidoptera, Noctuidae. The transcript is spliced from 11 exons.
AUCUGAUUAAUCAUCAAUGUCAACAGUUAUCUAUCAGCUUUAUUUUCUACUGUUUCGUUUCAUAACACUUGUUAGAAUUGAUAAUAAAUAAUUCGUAUAUAUUUGUUGUAAUGUUCUUGAAGUAGCGCGAAAUAAUUGUAAUUAACUACCAAAAUGAGUACCAUGGAUGAAAUAGAAGAUGAGGCGAAAGCAGCUGCCGAAAAAAUGGUAAUGAAUAUGAUGCAGAGACCGGGACAGCUAGAAAAGGUGGAACAUUAUAAGAAAAGAAUAACUCACAAGAAGGCAUCAAUAGAAGCUCAACUAAAAUCAGCAGUACAAGGCAAGCUGGAUGGUGUCAGUGUUGGUUUGAAACAGUUACAAGAGUGCUUAGAAGAUGUGCAACAAGUCAGUCUGAAGAUGGAUGAAUUAGAAGAGCUAUUAAAGAGUGUACCUCCCCUGGUAGCAUCACUGCAAGCAGUAAGGGAAGAAGAUUCUCGUCAUUCCCAGUAUGUUACUGCCAUGGACAGUCUCAAACACAUAUUCACUGUGCCGGAGAGUGUGGCUAAAACUAAACAAUGGAUAGGAGAAGGGAAACUUCUACAUGCACAUCAAUGUCUAAAUGAUUUGGAAAACUCCAGGGAUGAUCUGCUAUAUGAACUGCAUAGAUUACCUAACCAAUCUUCACAUGACAAAAUUAUGCUAAAAGCUUAUUUUGAAGAUGUUGAAAUGGUGUCCAAUUUGCUUGAGAAACAGAUAAAGCUGAUUUUAGCCAGAACUUUGAAUACUGUUCGUAAAGAGCCCACAGUUAUUGUGACAGCCUUGAGAAUUAUAGAGAGGGAAGAGAAAAGGGAUCAGAUGGCACUACAGCAACAAAGUCAAACUGGAUUUAUGCCACCUGGCCGGCCUAAAAACUGGCGUGCCAAAGCCUUCGAAGUUUUAGAAUGUGCUGUAGCACAGCGUAUAGAAGGUACACGCGUGGACGAGCGCGAGAAUAACAAACUGUGGUUGGUACGAUAUCUGGAACUCACUAGACAACUCAUACUAGAAGAUUUGCGAGUUGUUAAAACAUUGUGUGUACCUUGCUUUCCACCACAUUAUGAUAUUGUAAACAAGUAUGUCAAUAUGUAUCACAUUUGUUUAUCUGCAAGUCUUCAAGAUGUAGUUACAGGUGGGAUAGAAGGAAAUGAAUAUGUUACACUUUUAUCCUGGGUUUUAAAUACCUACCCUGGCAAUGAAUUAAUGGGCAGUUCAGAAUUAAAUAUUGAUGUAUCAACUUUACCACCUUUACUUAGUAAGGAAACAAUGCAAAAGUUACAAGAUGAAUACCUGCAGAAAAUGGAAUCCAACUAUAUGGAAUGGAUGGAGAAGACUUUGGAGUCAGAGCGAGCAGAGUGGGCGGGGCAGCGCGCGCCUGAAGUGGAGUCGCAUUCUACCGCAUACCACACGCAUGCGCCCGUCAUCAUCUUCCAAAUGAUUGACCAGAACUUGCAGGUCACUGAAACUAUAAGCAAAGAAAUAACGUUUAAGGCAUUGCUCCUUAGUAUUGAUCAAGUUACACGGUACGGGAAUAUGUACAGAGAUGGAGUCAUACAGUUUAAGAACGCCCACUUCGCGGAUCGUUCGCGCGUGGCAUACUUCACUCACCACAUGAUCACGAUCGUGAACAACAGCGAGCAGAUGGUCCGGCUGGCGCAGCAGACACAGGCGCGGCACUGGCCGGCUGGCAGACACGACCCACCCGCCGAGGCCAAGUUCGAUAAGAUGCUUAACACCUUCCAGAAUUUAAGAGACGAAGCUGCCCAAUUUCUUCUUGAGGAAGCAUUCCUUGACCUGGAAGUGCACUUUGAUGACCUAUUUACAGCGAAAUGGUUGCCGUCCACCAUACCAGUGGACACUAUUUGUAUAACACUCGACGAUUACUUCCAAGACUACAAUCAUUUGAGAGAUAAAAAUUUUGAGUAUGUUAUAAACGAAGCUCAAAACUUGGUGUAUAAGAAAUAUAUUACAGCAAUGUUGUCCAAGAAAGUGGCCUUCAAAAACGUGGAGGAAGCCCAGCAAGCUGCCACUAAAAUAGUCAAGGAGGCGAAUCAAAUCAGAUCGUUCUUUAAGAAAAUAGCACCAGAGGGAGUUAAUGUAGAUUGGCCCUUUGAAGUCAUCAGUAUGCUGGCAGAGGUGCUGCGCUGCCAGGACGUGGAGAUGCUGUCGCUGGACCUGCACAGCGUGGUGGCGAAGUGCCCGGACAUGUCGGAGGAGCAGCUGGUGCGGCUGGUGUGGCUGCGCGGCGACGUGCCCCGCGCGCGCCUGCGCGACACCGUGGCCAUCGCGCGCGCCAGCAGGCCGCCGCCCCGCGCCAACUCGCACCCCUCGCUCUUCAAACACAUCACCUUCAGCGACCGACUGCUCUCACACUUCAAUCUAUAGAACAACCACCUCAACUUUACCACUACAUGUAUUAUUCAUAUUUAUACAUCGUUUUCUAUUACAUAAUCUGAAAUACAUUAUAUCGCAAUGCUGGUCAUAAAUAUCAGCCCCUGACUUAGUUUGAAACUAGUCGAACAGUUACAUGAAUAAGCCGUUAAACCAAAAUUAUAUUUUUCAUAUGUCACAAAAGUGUACCUUAUACUGUCAUCAGCAAGUGUUUUUAUUUAUUUAAGAAAAUCAGUAAGAACUGUAGUUAGACAUAUAGCACAUUCCGAUAAAUAUACAACUGUAAUACAGAAUGGAAAGGUAUCUUUCAACUGAUUGGUGUAGUUGAUAAGUCUGCUUGUAUAUUACAUUUUAUAAUAAGGAAAUAUAACUAAGUUAUAAUUAUUUAUAUGCAUAAAUGUAUAGAUAAUGUAUCAAAUAUAUUUUAUUAAAUUA